Megalobrama amblycephala (Wuchang bream) is the source of this 2519-nucleotide messenger RNA. RefSeq names its product perilipin 1 (gene plin1). NCBI's taxonomy places the organism in Eukaryota, Metazoa, Chordata, Actinopteri, Cypriniformes, Xenocyprididae. The transcript is spliced from 9 exons. The record is from RefSeq and is a predicted model, not a curated record. Gene Ontology annotation, biological process: lipid metabolic process. Bases 364 to 1821 code for a protein of 485 amino acids. Gene Ontology annotation, cellular component: lipid droplet.
GAAAGUAACAAGUGCUUGUGGAACACUGACAUCUAGUGGUUGUAGAUGUUAUUACAUCACAGAAUACACUAAAGCUGAAAACGUGCAAAAACAACGCUGAUUAGUAGUUGGUGUUAUCACGCUAUCUUAGAAUUUAGGCUUAACAUGUUUCAUAUUUCCAUGAAAUGCAGCUCUGUGGUGGUCACAUUUCAGCCAUCUUUGUAAGCCUCUAUCAAAUAGUAGACCACUGCAUUUGCAAUUGCUGAAAAUAUCAACAACAAAACAUCCCAAACCAGUUUAAGAUGGUUUGCUGGUCUUAUCCUUGCUAGGCUGGUUUGUUAACUCUUAUAACAGUUUUCCACAGCUCAUUGAAGGCUAUUGGAGAUGGCAUCUGAAAAAAAGGACACCGGUGUAGUUUUGAAGGAUCAGAAUGUAUUUCUUCGAAUCCUCAAUCUUCGAUCUGUCAAUGCUGCUCUUGAAUCCAUUGAGAAGAUGUACAUCAGUACGAAACAGUCUCAUCCCAUCAUAAGGUCUGUGUGUGGGCUAUAUGAGAAGGGUGUGAGUAGGGCUGGUAGCUUGGCUUUAUGGAGUAUGCAACCUGCCCUCCAUGUACUGGAGCCCCAGCUUAUAGCAGCCAAUUCAAUGGCCUGCAGAGGAUUGGACCGCCUGGAGGAGAAGGUACCGGCCUUGCAGUCUCCACCUGCAGAGCUGACAGCAAAUAUCAAGGAGCUGAUGUCUUCAACUUUGGAAACUGCCAAGGAUGGUAUCGCCGGUCCAAUCAAACACACCUCUAACGUUAUGUUGGGCAAGGUGUCUACUGGGUACCAGCAGAGCAAGAAUGCUAUAAGUAACGGCAUACAGUAUGUCUUUAACAGCAAGCUUGUCUACCUGGCCGAGCAGAGAGCCAACAGGGCUCUAAGUGUGACGGAGAACCUGUUUGAAUAUGUCCUUCCUGUAUCUUCAGCUGAAACAGAGGAUGAUGGGAGUAUGGCCGGGCAGGCGCCUGAUGUUGGAGCCUCUGGCCCGAAGCCCAGCUUCAGCAGGCUGAGAGAGCUGGCCGGCACCGUCUGCAGACGUGCCUUUGAGAAGACAGCUGCACAGCUUCAGCGCUCCAAACGUCAAGGUCAGGAACUGGUCACACAGAUCCCUGGCGUGAGUCCCCUGGUUGAAUAUACCAUGAAGACAAUGAAGACUUUAGGAGGUGUAAUACUGGGACUCCCGAGCUCUGUGGCAGCAUUUCUGAAAGAUGGACAACAGCACAGUCCUCAGAAGGAGGUGACCAAUAAUGAGCAUGAGCAGCUCAAGAGUAAUGGGCUGCCAAGUCUAGUCAGUGGAUUAGGGCAGCAGUUACUUAAAGUCUAUGAAUCUGUGGUGGCUAAUGUAGAGAAACCCUCCCAAACCAGUUUCAACCUGGCUAAGGAUGGAGUCAACAUUGUCCUGGGUUCCCUUGGCACAGUCAUGGAGAGAGCACUGCACAACCUUUCUUAUAAUGGGCUGAUUCCGAGGCGAUCUUCCAGGCCAGAAGGAGGUUCCCAACUGGCUGGGAAAGAUGGAGCAGAAGAAUGUGUGAGUGGCUCCCUGGUGCUGGAGUCCAGUGUAGGAGACCACAUGCACAGUCCCAAUGACAACUUUGAAAAGCAGCCUCUUGAGACAACAGAGCCCAAGGAGAUAUCAGAGGAGACCCGUCAGCUGAAGAAGAAGGUCAUGAAGCAGAUUCCUAUGCAGCAGAAAGUAGUUCUUGGGGGUAGCAACAAGAAAUUAUCCAACCACAUAUCCUCUAGGAAGAGUCUGACAGAUUGCACCCAGAACUCCUCCUCUUCUUCUAACAGGAACGCCGAGUGAGAAUGUAGCAAUGAUUUCUAACGUCUCAAGUCAAUGACCUACAUAUAGUUAUACAUAUGGAGGCUCUGAACUGUUUUGGCAUUUCUUGUCUAUGAUAAAGCAAAGUUAUUUUGUUGUGCAUGUAAAUCAUUCUGGAGAACUGAUAUACACUAUUUUAAAAAAGUCUGGGGUUGGUAAGAUUAUGUUUUUGAAAGAAGAAUGUAAAAUAAUUUAUUCCUCUCAUUGCAAAGCUGAAUUUUCAGCAGUCCAGUCUUCAGUGUCACAUGAUCCUUCAGAAAUCAUUAUAAUAUGCUGAUUUGGUGCUCAAGAAACUUUUUUUAUUAUCAAUGUUGAAAACAGUUGUGCUGGUUAAUGUUUUGUGGAAACCUUAUGUUUUUUUGUUCAGGAGUCUUUAAAUGACCUUCAAAAGAACAUUUAUUUAAAAUAGAAAUAUUUUAAAACAUUAUAAAUAAACCUUUACUUGAACUUUUAUCAGUUUAAUGCAUCAUUACUACAUAAAAAUAUUUCUUUCAACAACAAAAAAAUCUUCCUGACCCCAAACUUUUUUUUUUUUUUUUAGCUACGUUGUGUAGCUAAGAAAGAAAAAAAAACAGAUAUAAAAAUUGCGGUGUUACUUGAAUAUCUUUAUUAGUAAUAAUGAAUGAAAUGAAAUGUGAAUUCAAGGCAUAGUAUAACAAUUAUACAAAUGUCUGCAUUAU